Molecule: messenger RNA, 1743 nt
Organism: Colletotrichum orchidophilum
Lineage: Eukaryota; Fungi; Ascomycota; Sordariomycetes; Glomerellales; Glomerellaceae
Exons: 1
Coding region: 1-1743 (580 amino acids)
Source: RefSeq, a predicted model, not a curated record
AUGGCUUCGACAGACGCUAACCUCGCUUUUAUACUGAGGGAGUCUCUCAAGGACCCCAACGUGCGAGGCUUUCACCGCGAUGAGGAGGACACGUCCCUGCACACCCUCCCCAACGACGAGGAGUCUGUGACGGCAGCCGAGUCCGGCGAUGACGCCGACACGCUCGAGCAGAGCACAUCGUUCAACGGCUUCACGUACAGCACCUCCCAGCUGUCACCAACAGCGACUCCAAAGGCCACCGACUCCCUGCGGACACUAGCAAACAGACGUCGAGAGACCAUUUUGCCAGAAGAGACAACAGUCGACGAUGAUGCCGCCUCGCCACCGCCGCCGCCGACCCGCGCCCUGGCGCCGGACCUCCUCCGCGGCCUCUUGAUGAUGUUCAUGGCAAUGGACCACAACGUCAUUGGCCUCAACCCCUGGCCGCACAGCACCGGCGCGAACCACCAGGAAUCCGACUCGGCUGUCGUCGAGCGCUGGAACAGCCCCAUGGGCUACGCUGUCCGCAUGCUCUCGCACCUCUGCGCCCCAGGCUUCACCUUCCUGCUUGGCAUGGGCGUCGCGUAUUUUGGUCGCUCGCGGGCCAAGAUGGGGUGGUCAUCUGCCCGGAUGGCGAGGCACUUUGCCACGCGCGCCGUCAUCUUGACCGUCGUCUCGACGGCGAUGGGGUUCGUCCUCUCGCAGGGCCAGCUUUGGUUUCUCAACAUGGUCCUCGUGGCGCUGGCCGUCGAUUACCUCCUCGCCGGUCUGCUGUGGCUCGGCAUCACCGCAACGGAGCCGUUGCUGGCUUCCCUGCUGGAUCGUUUCUUCCACAUCAUCGGCGGCGACGGCGCUGAGAGGACGCCUCUCCUCGUACACACCGGCCACAUCAACCCGUCCGGGUCCCAGACAAAGGCCUCUGUCCGCGCCCAGACAAUGUCAUGGCACAUCCACAACGCCGUCCUCCUCGUCCUGGGCUUCGUGACAAUCUGCUGGAACCACUGGGUCUCGCCAACCCACGGCGUCUGCGCCGCCGCCUCGUCCUCCCCCGUCGCCCCCACGGCAACAAACGACUUUUGGCGCUUCUGGUUCUUUGAAAUCACCCGACCGCGCGUCAUAUCCGGGUUCCCGCCGCUAGCGUGGCUCUCCUUUGCCAUCCUGGGCCUCCUCUACGCCCGCAUUCUCCUCGCCCGUCCCGUGUCACCCGCGAAACUGGCGUGCGGCAACGUCGCCGCGGGCCUCGCCUUCAGCGUCCUCUUCGUCCUCACGCGCGUGCUCCGCAUCGGGAACUUGUCCGAGGGAUGUCUGCGCACCCCGGAUCAGGCGGCGGAGAGCCCGGACGCGAACCCGUACCUCGUCUCCGCUGCGUCCUUCUUCUACGUCGUAAAGUACCCGCCCGACUUUGCCUUCUUUGCCUACACGCUCGCGGCGACGUUUUUCCUGCUCGCCCUAUUUGGUGCGGUCCCGCCACGCUUCGCGUCAAAAUGGCUCGGCGUGCUCCUCGUCUUUGGCACGUCGGCGCUCUUCUUUUACCUCACGCACCUAGUCAUCCUCUUUAGCCUGUGUGUGCUGCUCGUCAGGCUCUUUGGGCGCGAGAACGGACGGCCUCCGCCGAUGGACGGCUGGCCGGCGGUUGGGGUCAGUAAUGUUUGGGUUUGGUGGGCGAAUUGGUUGCUUGUCAUGGCGAUUAUGUAUCCGCUGUGUCGAUGGUACAGCGCUUUCAAGAAGACGAAGAGUGCAGAUUCUAUGUGGAGGUUCUUUUAG